This is a messenger RNA of Paramecium pentaurelia, 180 nucleotides long. NCBI's taxonomy places the organism in Eukaryota, Ciliophora, Oligohymenophorea, Peniculida, Parameciidae. The record is from the annotation of a GenBank genome assembly.
AUGGAUUUGAAAUUCCAUCCAUUGAAAAUAUUAAAAGUGGAAAUAUUUCAUAAUAUUUGCAAUUGUCAUUUGAUUGGAUCUGAACUUGGCAAUUCACAUAUUAGAGGAUUGUAUUUGGAUGGACGCAAAUUAUUUAAUUGUAAAAGGAGAAAUUUCCCUAUAAAUUAGGGAAUGGAAUGA